Tauraco erythrolophus (red-crested turaco) is the source of this 2289-nucleotide messenger RNA. NCBI's taxonomy places the organism in Eukaryota, Metazoa, Chordata, Aves, Musophagiformes, Musophagidae. The record is from RefSeq and is a predicted model, not a curated record.
GUCACCUUACAUUUGAAUCCGAUUUCAUCGGUGCAUAUUCACCAGAAAUCUCUGGUGUUUCUUCUCAACUCGCCUUUGCCUCUAGUCUGGAAGCUGAAAACAGAAAGACUGGCACCUGGAAUCCGAAGAGUUUUCUUUGUGUCUUUAGGUUCCGUUGUUCAGUUUGAGAAGGGAAAUUUCUCCUUGUCAGCAGAAACGGAAGAAAAGCUUUUUCCUGAGAAAAAUGAACAUCUGCUACAGUGGGCCCAGAAGGAAUUUGGAGCAGUAACAUCUUUCACUGAACUCAAAAUAUCAAGAAACAUCUAUAUUAAAGUAGGAGAAGAUCAAGUUUUUCCUCCAUCGUGCAACAUAGAAAAGAAUUUUCUCUCUUUAAAUUACCUUGCGGGAUACCUACAACCAAAAACAGCAGAAGGGUGCCUUAUGUCUAACUUAGUUCAAGAAAGAGAAGUUCAUAUCAUUGAACUGAUGACUCCAAAUUCCAAUCCACACAGUGCUUUCCAGGUGGAUAUAAUUGUUGACAUUAAACCAUCUCAACCAGGCGCCAAACUUGUCAGAGAUGUCGUACUUAUCCUCAAGUGUAAAAAGUCUGUCAAUUGGGUUAUCAAGUCGCAUGAUGUCCAGGGAAAGCUGGAAGUGAUUACAUCAAAUAGUAUUGGUUUUGGAAAGGAAACGGAACGAUCUAUGGCUAUGAGUAAAUCAGUAAUACCUGAUAUUCCCUCAUCGCACGAGAGUUUGAUCAAGUGGGCUUAUGAGCAUAACUAUAGUCCAGUUACUUCCUACACAAAAGCCCCUGUUGCUAACAGAUUUCAUCUGCAGCUUGAAGAUACAGAAGAGAUGAAUGAUGAAGAAGAUCAUUCCCUUCCUCCGGAGCUGACAGAAUUGCUAGGUGCUAACCCACUGCCGGCCCCGAAGAAUCCUGCGUUAAGUGACGGCCUGACUUUUCCUUUUCACAUUAACAGAGGAAGACAUGACACAGUGGGAGAAGGAAUCUUCCCAGCCAGGAGUUCAGUGGAUACAUUAAUAAAUCAUGACUUUGAACAUUCCUUCUCAAAACAUAAAGAACCUGAAGAGGUUCAGGGCAGUGCUGAUGUGGCCCUGUCAAUAAAGUGUGAUGACAAAGUCAUGACAGUAGCUGUAGAAAAAGACUCUUUGCAGGCUAGUGGCUACACAAGAACAGAACUCUCGCUGCUGGAUCACUCUUGCAAAGCCAGGAUGAAUGGUACCCAUUUCAUUUUGGAGUCUUUGCUGAACAAAUGUGGGACUCGGACAGCAUAUAUCUUGAACAAGAUUGUUUAUUUUAACUCUAUUGUCAUUCAGCUGUCAUCACCAGCUGAAAGCAGCGGCUUUGAUGAUGAUGACAUGGAAUCAGGUGAUAAUGGAUUCCCAGGGGAUGCUGAUGAGGGAGAUGUUGCUUUCUCAAACUGGCCUGAAAUAGCGUUUAAUUGCACGCUGCACCAACCAGAGGAUGACAGAGGCAUCUUCUGGCCUCCUGAACCACACAUCACCAAUGUGACCUUCAAUAUGGAGCUGUACAAAACAGAUCUGUUCCUUGCUCCCUCCCAAGGACUCUUCUCUGUUGCUGAGAAUGGGCCAAUAUAUGUAGAGGUGUCUGUGACUAAAGCUGACAGAUCCUUGGGCUUUGCUAUUCAAACAUGCUUCGUUUCCCCGUUUUCAAAUCCAGAUAGAAUGUCUGACUACACCAUUAUAGAAAACAUUUGUCCUAAAGAUGAAUCUGUUAAAUUCUAUAGCAUUGAGAAGGUGAACUUUCCAAUACCACAUGCACAGAAGGACAAAAAAAGAUUUAGCUUUGUGUUUAAACCAAUGUUCAACAUCUCACUACUCUUUCUUCACUGCGAGUUGACUUUGUGUACAAAUAAAGACAAAGAUCCUCAAGGGCUGCCAAAGUGCGUUCCUCCUGAUGAAGCUUGCACCUCUCUCAACGUGGAUAUGAUCUUGGCCAUGAUGCACAACAAGAAAACCUUCACGAAGCCCCUUGUUAUAAUAACACAUGAAGGAAAACCAGAAGAUCCUUCCCUUCCAACGCCAAAUGUGAGACAGCCACCUGUGUUCUACGGUCUGGACACGCUGACUGUCGUGGGCAUUGCCUUUGCGGCGUUCGUAAUUGGAGCCCUGCUAACAGGAGCCCUCUGGUUUAUCUACUCUCACACAGGGGAAACAACGGGAAGACAGCAGGUCCCUACGUCCCCGCCAGCCUCUGAGAACAGCAGUGCCGCGCACAGCAUUGGCAGCACACAGAGCACUCCCUGUUCCAGCAGCAGUGCAACCUAA